CAGUCUCUGUUUCCAUACUGAAAGGUGCCGCAUCAUCAUCCUCCCUCCCAUCUCACCAUCCCAUGCUAAGCUGCUGGCUGGUUAGCAUUAGCCCUUCUUCUCUUAACCUGAUCUUGCCUUCUCUGCAGUUGGACUGUCAGUUCAUCAGAGGCACCCCCCGGUUGGCGACUCCUCUACCAUUUAACAGAGAACAAGAAGGCAGGAAGAUGGAAUGAAGGAGAGCAAGAGUAGCAAUGUGUUCCUGUCCCUGAAGCCAGUCCAAUAACAUUUGGAAUCCUACUUGCUCUACCAUCAUGAGCGUUGCAACUCUCUCACCUGUGAGUCCUGAGCCUCCAUCCCCAAAGCUCAUGUUCAUCACAGACGUCGAGCCCUCCCUGCACCCUGCCAACGCCCCUGUGUGUCCAGAUAUGGCUCAUCAGUCUCUGAUUGGAGCCUCUUCCCUUGGCCCUAAGAGCAACCAGUCCAACCUCACCGAUGAAGAGUCUAUUACUGAUCCAGUCUUCUCCCAGAGGACAAAGAAACUUCCUCCUCUCCACACUGGAGCCGACUGGAAGGUCGUCCUCCAUCUGCCAGAGAUUGAGAAGUGGCUAAGAGCAACCAGUGACAGAGUUGCUCAACUCACACACUCUGUUGGACAAGACACUGACAACAGACAUGUGGAUGUCCACCUAGUACAACUUAAGGACAUCUGUGAGGACAUUUCUGACCAUGUGGAGCAGAUUCAUGCUUUACUGGAGACAGAGUUCUCCCUGAAGCUGCUGUCCUACUCUGUAAACAUCAUUGUAGACAUUAGGACAGUGCAGCUGCUGUGGCACCAGCUGAGAGUCUCAGUUCUGGUUCUGAAAGAGCGUCUGCUGCAGGGUCUACAGGACCCUAACGGAAAUUACACCCGGCAGACUGACAUCCUGCAGGCAUUCAGCCAGGACCAGCACCAGACCCGUCUGGAUGCUCUCACAGAGGUGGACGACUGUGGUCAGCUGACGAUCCGCUGCAGCCAGGACUACUUCUCCCUGGACUGUGGCAUCACUGCCUUUGAGCUGAGUGACUACAGUCCCAGUGACCAUCCUGAGGACAGGGGGACAGAGUCCACAGUGGAGGACACCUCCCAGAAUAUCAUUCACACCACAAACUCAAAUCUUGAACUGCACAAGAGUUUACCUCAGCACUCUCUGCCCAGUGACAUAGACAACCACACCCAUUCUACAUCUGAAACACCCACAAAUCAAAGUGACAUGCCCAAAUACAGUGAAAGCUCCAAACGCCCGCUGCAGGCUGUAAGUCACAGCACUGAAUCUUCCCCCACACAGCCAUCCCUUCCUAAGAGAGCAGCCUUAUUCUCAAACAAAGGAACCAAAUCAAGAGGCAGUUUUAGGAAGGCCAGGCAGCAGUCUGAGCUGCAGCAUAAGGCUGAGCUGAGUCAGAGCACCCCCUCUCUUGUGAAUCCUCCAGACAGAUCCAAGUUCUGGCUAGAACUGGACUCGGUUGAUCUGAGAAACCUUCCACAAUCCAACGAGAGUCUUCAGAAAACAAUUGAGGACAACCUCAAAAACCACCAUAUGAGCUCAACACAUAGAAAACCUGAGGGAAGUUCUGGCGCCAAUGACAGCCUGCCCGUCUGCCGCCUGAUGUCUUUGGAUGAAAUAUCCACCCAAACAGAAAGGAGGCAGAAAAGGAUAUAUGCAGUCAGUAUGGGUGACUCGGACUCCUCCCUACCAUCCCCCAUUUCAGAGCAGCUUCUGUCCUCAGACUUGGAGGCAUCUGGAGAGGAAUCUGAUGCUCAGCGGGGUGGAAGCAGGAAUGCAGGGUGGACAGUGAACCGGCAGGGGCACAAGAAGGGAUCCCAGGUUCCAUCAGAAAGGAUCCAGUCCAGAGAGCACUGGUAUGGGUCAGAUGAGUUCCUGGCUCUCCCUGCUCAGCUCCAUGAAACUGAGAUGCUGGCUGUGAAACUAGAAAGUCUGAUACAGUCCAGCACCCUGCAGAAGCAGAGAGGUCUGCAGGAUGUGGAUGAUUGGGAGCUGUCAGAGCUUAACGUAGACUGGGACGCCGGAGAAAAUGGAGUCAACACGAGAAACAUAGUGGGGAGCGGGGAUUACGGUCCAUCUCCCCUGCUGUCACUGCAUCCUCAUAGACAAACCUCAGUGAGCUGCUUCAGCUCCUCCUCCAGUGAUGUUGCUCCAUCAUUGGAAGACAGCAGAGAAUCAGGGCCCUUGAGUGACCUCCAGUCAGGAGAGGAGCAGAGCAGGAGGUCUGUGGAUGGCUCCCCCCAGCUGACAGCGCCCCUGGUGGAUGGGCGUGGAUGUGCUUCACUGAUGAAAAAACUGCUGGACGACAUCCAGGAUCAGAACGAAGGCAUCUGGGUAAAGAUGGAGUGUUUUGUGCAGAAGUUGGACGGAUUCAUCUCAUGGCUACAGGAGGCACUAGACAGCACUGAAAACUGGAUGCAGCCCAGGCAGGACUUGGACAGCCUUAGGGUUUACUUGGACACUCACCUGACCUUCAAGCUGAAUGUGGACAGUCAACAUGCGCUGAAGGAGAGCAUAUUGGCAGAAGGAAAAUCACUACUCAGCAUCAUCACCUCCCACCAGCUGGCUCUGAAGGACAUCCUCCAUAUGGUUGGAAGCCAGUGGGAUCAGCUCCAGUGGCAGAUCCGACGCCAACAUGGCUGGAUGCUUCGCGCCCUUCGUUGCAUCCAGACCCGCCUCCUCUACACCAGCCAUUCACAGCAGCCCUGUGCAUCCAAUGGGCAGUUUCCAUGCCUUGCAGAAGACCUCAAGGUGGAGCGGAACUCAACUGAAUGCAACAUCCAGCAAGUUGCCCUUGAGACGAUGUCAGUUAGGCUGAAGGGACUCCACUACCCAUCAUCCUCCAGGAGGUACAACAGGAGCAGCAGUUUGCAGGAGUUUGAAGCAGAGUACCAGGAACUGUGGGAGUGGCUGAUGGACAUGGAUGCUAUGGUAACCGACAGCCACCAGUUGAUGAUGUCAGAAGAGCAGAGACAUCACCUCUUCAAAAGCAGCCUGGCUGAGCUGCUGAUGAUGGAGAGCCGGAAGACGAGUCUGCUCAGGCAAGCUGCCAGUCUGAAGAGGAUUGGGACUGAACUACCGAGCAACUUACACAUCAAAAUACACAACCUCACACACACAUGGCAGCAACUAGAGAAAAUUCUCUCAGAGCAUUCAGUACCAUGUUCUUCUGAGCAAAAGCUGUCAUCAAAUGCGAAUACUCUGCUGGUCGCUGGUCAGGAUGUGGCUGCUAAAAGUCCUCGCUCAGCUUUGUCCCCAAUGACUAAUUCACUGCUGGAGCAGCUGGAGGCUCGAAUCAAGGAGCUUAAGGCAUGGCUUCGAGACACAGAGCUGCUCAUCUUCAACUCCUGCCUCAGACAGGAGACUUGUGCCUCCGAGCAGCUUUCCAGUUUCAAGUCCCUGUGUUCAGAGAUCGGAAGCCGGCGCCGAGGAGUCGCUUCAGUUCUGAAACUGUGUCAGAAGCUGCUGCAGCAGAGCCAGUCGGGCCUGAUGGCUGAAGUGGGCCCAGAUGCGGAGCAGCACCGGGAGGCCCUGCAGCUGCUGUCAAUCAACCUGGAGAGGAGGUGGGAGGCGAUAGUGAUGCAGGCGCUGCAGUGGCAGAACAGACUGAAGAGAGAGCUGGGAGAGCAGCAGGUUAAUGGAAACAUUCUCGAAACUGGCCUAGUGGAUCUCCACCAGAUAAGCCCUGUGUCAGUGGCUUCAGUGACAGUGCCACCAGAGGACUCCUGGGAAUGGGAUGAAACAGAUAUGUCGGUCAUGGAAGCAGAGCGACUAGAUGUACCACAACCUGACCUUACAACCAACCUCCCCACAGCCUUGCAAUCAAGUCUGCCGUCAAACAAUAUUUUGGCCACUGACAAUCAACCUGUUGAGAUUCAAACUGAUAUCCAAGCCACUCAGUUAAAAGAGUUCUCUAAUUUGAAGGAUGGAUCCUCGAUGGAUGUUAACUCCCAUUCCCCACCAAACAAUAACGUAUAUCAAGUGUACAGCCUCCACAGUAUUGAAUUAUGCAAGCAGCUGGUGUUUCCACUUCCUUCCACAUUAAUGCACAUAAAUAAACCCGUAAAAAACAAAGAACAUUUUUUGCUGAAGAGUAUUAGUAAGGAUUCUUCCUUGUCCUCUAUUGAAUCUCUCCCAGACCUCCUGGGAGGUUUGAUGUCAAGUAGCCAACAACGAGAUAGAAUCAGUGAAUUUUGUAAUAGGGAAAGUGAGGGUGGCAGAAGGAGCGGUCAGUCGGAAAAUAGUCUACGAUCAGAUUGUGAGAGUGGGAUUGUAAGUGACAAUGGAGAUUCAGAGACAUCGUCAAACUCUGGAGUACAAGGAAAGAAAGAGGAUCAGUGGAUAGAGAGAAAGGAGAAAAGAGACCGAAGGAAAGGUGAAGUUACACAAGAACAUUAUAGUUUAGCUCUGGAAAAGAACUGCAUUGCCCCUUAUAAAAGGAGCAAGAUGCAAAUGUCUACGAAUUUGGAAGAAUGGAGAAGGAAUGAGCUGAGAUGUGAAAUAAAAAGAAACAAGAAGGAGGAGAAGAAGAGGUGCAAACAGGAUGGGGGGGAAGCAGUGGAAUUCCUGAUAAACGGACAUGGGAUCCUGACACCGGCAAACUCCGACUCUGACAUUGAUGUGAAAGGACUUGAUGACUCUAAGAUGUUCAUGUCCCAGAGGGACAACACAGAGUGUAACCCUGGCCAUUAUAAUAGUUCAGAGACUCCCCCUGCUCUCAACAGUAGGACAUCAAGUCCCGUUUUGUCUCAGAGCUCUUCUUUGGAGUCUCUUUUGGCUCUGGGUAUCGACUUAUUCCCCUCCAAAGAGCGGCUGCAUCAUAGUGUCUCUUUGGAGAGCUGCCUUAAUCCAUGCCACAGCCCCAACAGGGAGGCAGUGGGCAGUCUCACAAGUCCCGACGAGAUGAACCCGUGCCAGGAGAAAGACCAAGAUAGAAUUAAUCUAAGAGCAAGCAUGGAUACUGAAACAGAGGAAUCUUCUGGAGAGCUAAGCCAAAGAACUCUUGAUCUCCUGAAACGUUUGGAGAACAUUCAGAAUCCUUUGGUUGGGAAGAUGACCCGAAGUGUUUCUGACAUGUCAAUUCAAAGCAGUAUCCCACAAAAGUACCACUUCCCUGUUUCACCCUCUUUAGGUGGUCAACACACUCCACUCUCCAGGUUGUUUAGCACUUCAUGGAAAGGACAGCCAUCACUGAUCAAUGAAAACUUAUCAAAAAUGUCACUAACAGAACUGAGUAGCACAGAGGACUCGUCUCUGGCUUCUGAGGAUUUUAUCGUGCUCAGAAACCAGCACCCUCUUUUCCUAGAUCCAAACAUAGCAACCAGUUCCAGCCCUCGUAGGAAACAUUGUCACAACGGCAACAGGGGAGGGAAAGCUGUAGAUGAGUCGGAUGCUGCUAGUUUAAGCAUGGUGGUCAACGUUUCAUGUACAUCAGCAUGCACAGAUGAAGAUGAAGAUGACAGUGAUCUGCUUUCAUCCUCCACACUGACGCUCACUGAAGAGGAACUUGGUGUUCGGGAUGAACAAGACGGAGAUGACGACAGGGUUAAUGGUUUGUCUUCUGGGAAUGAGGAAGAUGAAGAUAAUGAUGAAGAUGACAUGGAAAACUCCUACGAGUUGGGGCUUGAGUACAUGAAAAGGGAAUUACAGAGCUGGAUACGACCUCCUCGCACCUCUGUAUCCUCCUCAUUCAAAUCGGAGGCAGGCCUUCUGGAUGAACUGCAGUGUGGAAGUGCUCCACCUUCCACCUUCACGUACUCGCGUGCACAAUUAAUGGAUAGCAGUAACAAAGCUGGUGGCAAUACAAGUAGAAAUGAAAGAGAAGAUGAGACCAGACUGAAUGUGACAAGAAGCUACAUCAGCCAAUUUGUCGAUGAUGUGGAGAAUGGAAACAUUGACCACAGCUGUCUACAAGGAAAAGACGAAGACGAUGAGCUACUCCAAGAAGAGUCUGGCUUGUUCACUCAGAAAAGAGACACUUUAAGGGACUUUUAUGUGAACACCAAAACAGAAGACCAAGUUGAAGAUGUUGGCAACUUGAGAGUUGAAAUGGAUUCAGUUUCAACAAGUCAUAUUUGUUCAUCACCAUCCAGUGAGCUGCAUCCCUUCUCUUCCAAGCGUACUUCCUGUUUGGUGGGAGAGCUGAGAGGGGAGCUCCCCUGCCACAGUGCCUCAUUUCCUUCACCCCCUUUGCUAUCUCCAGUCAACUGCAGAUCCCACAAUGCACUGGACAACAACUUCUCAAUUGCUGGAGGACGGAAAGCCAUCACAAUUCAAGAGAAGUUUAAGUUCUCAUCGUUGGUCACAGAAGAGACAAGGAGGGAAGUCAGAGCAAAAGAUUCAUCUCUGCCAUCCAAAAAAGGCCACAAAUCCCACGCUUCCUGCUGCAAGCCCUUCGUCCUGUCAGCCUCGACACUCAGCGUUGACGAAAGCAAGAAGGAGAAUGUUCAUGACUUUGUAAUGGAGAUUAUUGACAUGGCCUCUGUAGCACUGAAAAGCAAAGAGAACCAGUCAGAUGGAGCAACCCAGAGGGAGACCAGUGGGUCUGUCCCAGACCAGUCCUCCACCUCACUAGCACACAUCCGAGACAAGGUGCUUGAACACUCCCAUAGGCCUCUGCAUCUUCGGAAGGGAGAUUUCUACUCCUACCUGUCUCUCUCCUCCCAUGACAGCGACUGUGGUGAGGUCAGUCAGUGUGCUGAGGACAAGAGUUUGACCCCUGUGCCCUACACCAUCCCAUCCUAUUGCACUUCGACACCAACCCCAAACAGUCCAAGCCCUGAGCUGUUUCCCAGCAGCAAAGUGGCAAUGUCUUCCUUUCAGUCAUCUCAGUUGAGCAGACGCUCUUCCCCUAACCUGACUGCCAAGGACUACAUCGGCAGUCUGGAUUUGAAGUGUUUUGACGGCGAACCUGGCAGCGUCUCAGAUGGAAGCCGAGUGGAGCAGCAGUCUUCUAGCCCCUCUCUGUCCGUACCCACCAGUCCUGACUUCAGGAAUGAGGAGACGCUGUUUGAAGCAUGUACAGAGGAAGUUUACCUUGGGCCACCUUUGUGCUACAGCAUGGUGAUCAAAAAGAAACCUCAACCCUCCUACCAUAAACUGCGUUUGGAUACCUCAUUGGCUGGUGGCUGUGAGCUGAUUGAAAAUGGACCUUGUUUGUCCCAAGAGGGAAAAAGUUCCAAACUGGACAAUAGGCGGACGGACCACUUGUUCUCGACACAAGGCUCUGGUUCCAGAAAUGAAACCCAGAACUUCUACCUUCCUGAACCUUGUUACAGCUUAUUUUCCUCCUCUUCGCUCUUAAGAAGCAACUUCAGUUCUUCAGGUGACAACCUUUUUUCUCCUCUACCUGUGUCGACUGAGGCAAUGGAAGAAAAGCUCGGUGAAGACCUGUACCUCUCCUCUGAUGGUGUUGUAGGAAAAGUCGCGACUGCUGUGAGUGUCAGCAUGCCGCAGGAGGAGAGAAGUCGUAAUGAGGGGCCUUCUUAUCUUAAUCCCUGGGUGCGUGUCGCCCUGAUAGACUCCUUCGCCACAGAAUGUUUGGCAGAUACUAAAACGCUUGAAUCCAAUAUGGGCACCGUAAUGACCAAGAUAAGUGUCUGCAGCUCUGCUACAAAUCCCUCAAAAGAGCCAGCCACCGCCGCCACGCGUAUUAAUCCCAAAAUUAACUGCUCAGCGAUGAGAAGGCCUGAUAGGGAGGAGGGGAAGAGGAGCAAAGAGGAAGAUACUCGAUGGGCAGAGGAGGAGGAAAAGAGGAGAAAGGGCUGGAGCGUUUCGCAGCAAGAAGCAAAGUCUGCCCUGGUGAAACAGGCGGGAUUUUGGCCAGUUCACGGUCACAGCGUUGGAGGAACACAGGAUGAAGCAAACCCUCAGUGAGGACUCCUUCCCAGAUGAGAGCAGUCAGAAGAACAUCUGGGUUGGUUGAAGGAGGCAUCUGCCAUCUGAAGGAGGAAGUUGUAGGUCUCUGGUUUGGUGUUCUCUGAGCGUCUCCCUCUGUGCUUCUGCAGACUGCUACCUCUCGGAUCUUGUCUUCUGACUCAACUCACAUCUGGUGUCUGGAGGACUUUCGCUGGAGCUGCACAGGUUGGGAUUGGCCCAGCUCACCAGCCUGAUGAGUUGGUGAAUUUAUGAUCAUGACGCAGUUUUAAAGACUUUUCCUGAGGAUAUUUCAAGGUUCUCUGAGGUCUUGCUUGAAUGUAGAAUUUAAAUGCAUGUACACUUAGUAAAAAGGUAAGGUAAAGGACUUAUUUAAAGGUGUGACAGAUUUUUUGAAUAUUCAAGGGAAUAAGUAAACGUUUUAGAUCAUUUAGUGUGUAAUCACCUUUUUCAGGGAGGCUCCAAGAAAAAAUAAUUCUCCAUAGGAGUACUUUGUCAGACAUUAGUCCAAAUCCAUGUUCGAUUGCUCACAUUGAAGUGGGCUAAACCUAUUGUGUCCUACAAUUUAAGAAACUGAAAUAUUUCCUAGGAAGUAUUUUGUAUUAACCUUGGUUUCAGUGAAAAAUGACAUUGUCUUUUCAAGUGUGAUUGUCAACAUCUAAAAAAAAAAAUCCAUAACGUUUUGGUCUUGAAAUCUUUCAUCAAUCCUACCUGUAAUGGUGAAAAUGGUGGAUUAAAGCAGGAAUCUGUGCUA
This is a messenger RNA of Xiphophorus hellerii (green swordtail), 8652 nucleotides long. It is a transcript of the gene akap6, whose product is annotated as A kinase (PRKA) anchor protein 6. The transcript has 23 exons. Bases 294 to 7898 code for a protein of 2534 amino acids. The record is from RefSeq and is a predicted model, not a curated record. NCBI's taxonomy places the organism in Eukaryota, Metazoa, Chordata, Actinopteri, Cyprinodontiformes, Poeciliidae.